Drosophila obscura is the source of this 3029-nucleotide messenger RNA. It is a transcript of the gene Fas2, whose product is annotated as fasciclin-2. The record is from RefSeq and is a predicted model, not a curated record. Gene Ontology annotation, biological process: cell-cell adhesion. Gene Ontology annotation, cellular component: membrane. Lineage: Eukaryota; Metazoa; Arthropoda; Insecta; Diptera; Drosophilidae. Gene Ontology annotation, molecular function: protein binding.
UAACGGCACAAGCAAAACGGCCGCGGCCACUGAAACAACACUUCAUUUGUGGCGUUCUGAGAAAGUUCCGUUUACGUUACGAUUUGGAUUUGCGAUUGGAAAUAAAAUAUCCAGCGCAUAGAAUAAUAUCAACGUUAUUGAUAUUUAUACAAACAAUUUCCGACAAUUUUUAUCUUCAUCUCACUCGCUCCAACGGGCCGCAUUCCCGCCUCUGCCGUCGCGUUCGUGUUGUGCGUGUGUGUGUCCGCGUACGUACCGCGCACCGUCAGUGUAUGUGUCAACAGUUAAAACAAUUACAACAAAAUUGAUUCACACGCAACAGCAGAGUCCACAUUGACAGAAGAAACAGUAAUUUUUUCAACAUUUUUUUUCCUGUGGAGCAAAAAAUUUGACUAAACUUUGUGCAAGCGAACAAAAAACACAAGCAGAACCAGUGGACGAGACACCAAAGAAGAAGACGAGAGAUAAGAGGAACAAGGAACAAAUAUAAGAACAAAAUGGGAGAACCGACGCCGCCGCUGUCCCUCGUCUGGGCAGCGCUGCUGCUGUGCAGCUGCUCGCUAAUAGAGCUAGGCCAGGCGGAUCUGUUGCCUAGUCUGGAGAUCCUGCCGAUGCAGGAGGUGCAGCGCAAGCCCGUGGGCAAGUCGCUGAUCCUCACGUGCCGACCCACAGUGCCGGAGCCAGCCUUGGUGGCCGAUCUGCAAUGGAAGGACAACAUGAACAAUACUAUUCUGCCCAAGCCAACGGGUCGAAACCAGCCACCCAUGUACACGGAGACGCUGCCCGGCGAGAGCCUCGCCUUGAUGAUUUCCUCCCUGACGGUGGAGAUGGGCGGCAAGUACUACUGCACUGCGUCCUAUGCAAAUACCGAAAUUCUCGAGACGAGCGUCACAAUUACAACUUAUGUUGCCAUUACCUGGACAAAUGCACCAGAAAAUCAAUAUCCGACAUUGGGCCAAGAUUACGUGGUCAUGUGCGAGGUGAAGGCCGAUCCCAAUCCGACCAUUGACUGGCUACGCAACGGAGAUCCGAUCCGCACUGGCGAUAAAUAUGUGGUGCAGACCCAUGGCCUGCUCAUCCAUGAUGUUCAGGAGACGGACGAGGGCAUCUACACGUGCCGGGCGGCUGUCAUCGAUACGGGAGAGCUGCUGGAGCGUACCAUUCGCGUGGAGGUGUUCAUUCAGCCGGUGAUUGUCAGUCUGCCGCCAAUGCUGGAGGCCAUCGAGGGCAAACCAUUUGCCGCGAAUUGCACGGCCACUGGAAAGCCAGUGCCGGAGAUCAGCUGGAUCCGGGAUGCCACACAGCUGAAUGUGGCCACCGCCGAUCGCUUCCAGGUGAACCCGCAGACGGGUCUGGUUACCAUCAAUUCAGUGCGGGAGGACGACUACGGCACCUACACCUGUCUGGCCAAGAACAAGGCCGGCGUUGUGGACCAGAAGACCAAGCUGAAUGUCCUGGUGCGCCCGGCCAUCUACGAGCUGUACAAUGUGACUGGCGGCAGGAGCAAGGAGAUUGCCAUCACCUGUCGGUCGAAGGGACGUCCCGCACCGGCCAUCACCUUCCGCCGCUGGGGCACCCAGGAGGAGUACUCGCCCGGCGUCCAGGUCGACGACGUGCGAAUCGUUUUGGAGCGCUACUUUGACGAGGAUCGCGGCGAGAGCUCUGGCACCCUGCGCAUCGCCAACGCGGAGAGAACCGACGACGGCCUGUACCAGUGCAUUGCGCGGAACAAGGGCGCCGAUGCCUACAAGACGGGACACAUCACGGUGGAGUUUGGGCCGGUUAGCCAGAUGAAGGAGCUGCCGCCGGUGUUCACGUGGGACCAGCGCAAGGCGAAUCUCAGCUGCCUGGCCAUGGGCAUUCCGAACGCCACCAUCGAGUGGCACUGGAACGGCCGCAAGAUCAAGGAGCUGUACGACACAAACCUGCAGAUCGUCGGCACCGGACCCCGCAGCGACCUCAUCGUCCACCCAGUGACCCGCCAGUACUACUCCGCCUAUAAGUGCAUCGCCACCAAUAUCCACGGCACCGCCGAGCACGACAUGCAGCUGAAGGAGGCCCGUGUCCCGGAGUUCGUAUCGGCGGCAGUGCCGCGCCAGCUGACGGCCACCACCAUAACCUUUGACAUCCGCGGCCCACCCACCGAACUGGGUCUGCCCAUUCUCGCGUUCAGUGUGCAGUACAAGGAGGCCCUUAACCCGGACUGGUCAACGGCGUACAACCGCAGCUGGUCGCCCGACUCCCCGUACAUUGUCGAGGGUCUGCGCCCCCAGACCGAGUACAGCUUCCGUUUCGCGGCCAGGAACCAGGUGGGUCUCGGCAACUGGGGCGUCAACCAGAAACAGUCAACGCCGCGCCGUUCCGCACCGGAGGAGCCCAAGCCCCUGCACAACCCCGUCCAGCACGACAAGGAGGAGCCCGUCGUCGUGUCGCCCUACUCGGAUCACUUUGAGCUGCGCUGGGGUGUGCCCGCCGACAAUGGGGAGCCGAUCGACAGCUACCAGAUCAAGUAUUGUCCGGGCAUGAAGAUCAGUGGCGCUUGGACUGAGCUGGAGAACAGCUGCAACACGGUGAAUGUGGUCGAGACCACAUCGUUUGAGAUGACCGACCUCAAUGGGAACACGUACUAUCGCAUCGAGCUGAAGGCGCACAAUGCCAUCGGCUACUCGUCGCCGGCAUCGAUCAUCAUGAAGACGACACGAGGUAUCGAUGUGAUCCAAGUGGCCGAGCGCCAGGUGCUCUCCUCAGCGGCCAUUGUGGGCAUUGCCGUUGGCGGUGUCCUGCUGCUGCUCUUCAUCGUGGACCUACUCUGCUGCGUUACCGUGCACAUGGGCGUGAUGGCGGCCAUGUGCCGCAAGGCCAAGCGGUCGCCUUCGGAGAUCGAUGACGAGGCCAAGCUGGGAAGUGGACAGCUGGUUAAGGAGCCGCCACCGUCACCGUUGCCACUGCCGCCGCCAGUAAAGCUGGGCGGCUCGCCCAUGACAUCGCCAUUGUACGUACCACCUGCUCCAUAAAUCUAUGCAUCCUUC